Daucus carota subsp. sativus is the source of this 1624-nucleotide messenger RNA. RefSeq names its product protein MAIN-LIKE 2-like. Gene Ontology annotation, biological process: meristem development; meristem maintenance; proteolysis. The transcript has 4 exons. Gene Ontology annotation, molecular function: cysteine-type peptidase activity. The coding region runs from base 131 to 1495 and encodes 454 amino acids. The record is from RefSeq and is a predicted model, not a curated record. Lineage: Eukaryota; Viridiplantae; Streptophyta; Magnoliopsida; Apiales; Apiaceae.
CCGCCCACACUUAUCAGUUACAUGUUUUGAAGGAGAAGAAACUCAAACACGAACCCUACUCAAUUGAAACACCAGAAGCCGCGAUCUUCAAGUACACAACCCGCGAUUAUCAUCAUCAUCAUUGAUAAGGAUGGAAGAUAUUCUACCAGGGCCACUUAGUCAGGAAGUUAUCUUAGACAACUCGUAUCAUGUGAGUGCUGCUGUUUGGGCUGGUGUUGAUCGGGGUCCAUUGGAGUGUUUCUGUGGCAACCGGUCUAUGAGGAGCUGGUUUCUUUCUGAUGCUCAGAAGGAAAUUCUACAUGCUAUAGGGUUUGGCGUGUUUGCCAAUCCCAGACUUAUACUUCAGACUGACGCGAGGCUAGUGAGUGCUCUUGUUGAGAGGUGGCGUCCGGAGACCAACACAUUCUUCAUGAGACAGGGGGAGAUGACUGUGACCUUGGAGGAUGUUGGUUACAUAUUGGGGUUGCCCAUUCAUGGUCGGCCUUUAGUGGGGGAUGUUAUUGACAACCAGAAGGACUUCUUUCGGAGGAACUGGUUUGAGGAGUUGUCGACAGCUGACGUGGAUUCGGCUCAUACUAGGGGCGGGGUGAGGUACACAUGGUUGUUUGAGACGUACGGAGCUGAUCCCGGUCCUGAUCCAGAGCGGAUUCUCAUCCACACGCAGGCCUAUUUGUUCGUUGUUGUAGGUGCUGUUCUUUUUCCUACUACUAGUAGGAAUGUGGUGCAUCCCCGGUAUCUCCGCCAUCUUCGCAGACUGAGGGAGAUUCCUACAUGGUCUUGGGGUUCUGCAGUUUUGUCUUACUUGUACAGGGGAUUGUAUCACGCCACACAGAAGGAUGCCAAGAAGAUAUCAGGUUGUGUGUGGUUGUUGUGGUUGUUACGUGAGCGGGAAGAAGCUAUUGCCGCUGCAGGAGUGUAUCCGAGAAAGCCAAUUUACUACUUCAUGGAUCCAUUUUUCAUUACAUUGGCUAUGGAGCUGGAUUACACGGUUCUCACGGAGCGGGUUAAGCGUUUCUUCGUUACGUGGGGUAGUUGUGGGAUUGGUCCACCAAUCAACGAAGUGGACUACAUAUUUGUCCCGGCCAAUGUUAAUGGGAAUCACUGGAUUUUGAUGGUACUGUCUGUGAAGGAAUGGGGCGUCAUGGUGUUUGAUCCUAUGACCAACAAAGCUGAACAUGCGAAGGAAGAACAAUGCGUGGUUGGACUGUUGGCGAGGAUGCUUCGUUAUCUUGGCCCCCGACUUACUGUGCCGAAGGAGGACCCUCUAGUCCAGGUCUGGGAUGCAAUGCCGAAGCAGAAUAACUACACUGAUUGCGGGGUUUAUAUUUGCAAGUAUAUGGAUUAUCUCUUGCAAGGAUAUGACCUCUCUACCUUGGUGUGGGACGCUUCAGACCUCGAGGUCUUCCGUUACAGGAUUGCCAAGGAGCUUCAGAAGGGGAAAGCAAGAUCCAUCCCAAACCACCGGAUGAGCCAGAGGGUCUCGCAGCUAGCUUAGGACUUUUAUUUAUUUUCUUAUUCUACGAGGAUUUGUAGGGAAUUAAUUGAACAAUGAUAUCAUGUAGUUAACAUUGGUUUAAUAUUAAUGAAUGAAACAUUUGUUUGCGUUUAUAUCGGUCGUUCAUCG